AUGCCGGGCCCGGUCAAAGAAACAGACCUGACGGAGAGGAUUGAAGCGUUUCUGUCCGACCUGAAGCGCGGAGGCAGCGGGACGGGUCCUCUGCGGGGCUCGGGGGAGACAGCCCGGGAGACGACGGCCCUGCUCCGGAAGAUCAUUGCUCAGGCCCGAUGGAGCAGCGCAGGUGAUCUGAUGGAAAUAAUUAGGAAGGAGGGGAGGAGAAUGACAGCCGCUCAGCCUUCCGAGACCACGGUGGGCAACAUGAUCCGGCGCGUGUUGAAGAUCAUCAGGGAGGAAUACGCCAGGUCCCGAGGCAGCAGUGAAGAAGCCGACCAGCAGGAGUCCCUCCACAAGCUGCUGACCUCCGGAGGACUCAGCGAGGAGAACUUCAGGCAGCAUUUCGCUGCUCUCAAAGCCAACGUCAUCGAGGCUAUCAAUGAGCUGCUGACUGAGCUGGAGGGAACAACGGACAACAUCGCCAUGCAGGCUCUGGAGCACAUCCACUCCAACGAGGUCAUCAUGACCAUCGGCCGCUCCCGCACGGUGGAGGCGUUCCUCAAAGACGCCGCGCGCAAACGCAAGUUCCACGUCAUCGUGGCGGAGUGCGCUCCCUUCUGCCAGGGACAUGAAAUGGCGACAAGCUUAUCCAAAGCUGGCAUUGAGACCACCGUGAUCGCAGACGCAGCCAUCUUCGCAGUCAUGUCUCGCGUUAAUAAGGUCAUCAUUGGGACUCAGACGGUUCUAGCGAACGGGGGGCUGAGAGCCGUCAACGGGACACACACGCUCGCCCUCGCCGCUAAACACCACUCCACACCGCUCAUCGUUUGUGCGCCCAUGUUCAAGCUCUCUCCACAGUUUCCAAAUGAAGACGACACCUUUCACAAAUUUGUUUCCCCUCAUGAGGUGCUCCCUUUCACUGAAGGAGAGAUUCUCUCAAAGGUGAACGUUCACUGUCCAGUGUUCGACUACGUCCCGCCUGAGCUCAUCACUCUGUUCAUCUCCAACAUCGGCGGACACGCUCCUUCUUACAUCUACCGACUGAUGAGUGAACUUUACCACCCAGAAGACCACGAACUCUAGUGAUGCAAUUUAGACAAUAAAUAAAUUAACUGUCAACGCCGUGUCAUUCUUCAUGGAAGUCUUCAGCUGUUCUGAAAUCGAAAUGUACAG
Molecule: messenger RNA, 1158 nt
Organism: Salarias fasciatus (jewelled blenny)
Lineage: Eukaryota; Metazoa; Chordata; Actinopteri; Blenniiformes; Blenniidae
Gene: eif2b2
Product: eukaryotic translation initiation factor 2B, subunit 2 beta
Exons: 8
Coding region: 1-1068 (355 amino acids)
Biological process (GO): translational initiation
Cellular component (GO): eukaryotic translation initiation factor 2B complex
Molecular function (GO): guanyl-nucleotide exchange factor activity; translation initiation factor activity
Source: RefSeq, a predicted model, not a curated record